AUGAUUAGAUCAGAAGGCAUGAGUCUUUAUUAAUUGUUGAUUCCAAGAGAAUCUUCUUAUGAUGUUAUGAGUGAAUUAGGAUAGAUAGAUAGUGUAAUGAUAAUUGACCAUCAAUAGCAUUUACUGUCUAAGCCCUUUAUUAAUUAAGUCCAAAGGUAAUAAUAUAUACUAAUGUUAGAUGUGAUGAAAUAUUGAGUAAAGUAGAGUAUCUACUCAAUUAAUUAAAUCAAAUAGGAUAGACAAUUGAACAUGUUUAUGAUUUUAAAUUGAUGUUGUAGGAAUUUGAUGUAUGAAAAUAUUUGUAAUAUAGAGAGUCUUAUCAUUAAAGUAAAUUCAAAAACAUACAUUUAUAAAUUAAAUUGAGGAAUACAUAACUGGAAAAUAUUAAUAAGUUUAAUAAUAAAUUGACAAUUUAUCAAGAUUGAAAUCUAAACUAUAAAAUACGAUAGAAGCUAAAGAAGCAAUGAUUAAUGCAAGGAGAUGGUUAGGAAUAGCUUACUUUCAUAGUAAAUCAAGUACUGCAUUAGAUUUUGAUGAAUAAAUGAUUAAAUCAUAUCAUUAACAUGGAGGAAUGAUGCCUUCUUAGAAAUUUACUCAUUUUGUUGGAGUAAUGGAUGCUAAAGAUUAUUAAAUAUUUCAAAGAACUGUAUUUCGUAUAACAAAAGGUAAUUUUAUGGUUAAUUAAACAUUGUUAUCUGUUUCAAGAAGCUGUUUUUUAUUAAUAUUUCCAACAUUUUCAUUAUAAUCAGAAACAUGGAGAAAAAUCAAAAAGUUAUGUGAUGUAUUGAAAGUAGAUCAUAUUUCAUUGCCAUUAACAGAAGAAUAAUGGGAUUAAAGAUAUAGUGAUUAUGAUAAAGAAAUAGUUGAAAUAGAAAAUAUGGAUAAAUUGACUCAUUAAUUAUUAUAAUCUAUUUUAAAACCUUUAUUGGAAGAUGGAAAUGCAUAACCAUCAUUAUUAUUUAUCCGAUUUUAUUUAGUAAGAGAAAGAACUCUUUAUGAAAAUUUGAAUAAAGUAAAAAUGUAAUAAAGUAUUUUUCUUGCAAAUUUAUGGGUUAGAACAAGUGAAAUUUAAUUAUUAGAAGAUAUUCUAUAAACAAUAAAAUUGAAGAAUCCUCAUAUUCCUGCUCCUUAAAUUAAAAAAAAUGCUAUUGUUAAUUAGAAACCACCAACCUUUUUUUAAACUAAUUAAUUUAAUAAAUUAUUUUAAUUGAUUACUGAAACUUAUGGAAUUCCUGAUUAUAAAGAAAUAAAUCCUUCAAUAUUUUCAAUAGUUACUUUUCCAUUUCUAUUUGGAGUUAUGUUUGGAGAUAUUGGUCAUGGAGCUGCUAUUUUAAUAUUUGGAAUAUUUUUAUCUAUGAAUAAGAUCUUCUCUCCUAGAUCAGAAUAAAAGAAACUUAGAGAAUAAAGGAUUCAAUUAGGAUUAUAAAUAAAAAAAUAAAUAAAUUCAAAAGAUUUUAAUGAUGAAGAUCUAAAUAAUGAUUUUAAUUUAACUUAGAUAAUUUUUGAUUUAAGAUAUAUGUUGUUAUUAUGUGGAGCAUUUUCUCUAUAUACUGGAUUUAUUUAUAAUGAAUACUUUGGUCUUUCUUUAAAUAUAUUUGGAUCAUGUUUAAAUUAAACAGAUUGUACAUAUCCUUUUGGAAUUGAUCCAUAAUAUGAAGAGUUAAACUUUAGAAAUUCAUAUAAAAUGAAAUUGGCAAUUAUUAUUGGAUUUUGUUAAAUGUUAUUAGGAAUAUUAUGUUCAGGAUUUAAUUACUUAUAUUUUAAAAAAUGGAUAAAUCUUUUCAUAAUAUUUCCAGCAAGACUUAUAUUUUUCACUUUAUUUAUUGGUUAUAUGGUAAUUCUAAUUAUAAUAAAAUGGACUACAUUCUAUUAAGAUACAUCUUAAGCACCAAGUAUAAUUACAACUUUAGUUGAUAUGUGGAUGCAUGAUGGAUAAGUUACUAUUAAAACAUUUGAAUCUGCAGAUUUACAAUACUAAUUACAAAAAAUCAUAAUAAUUACAUGUAUUUUAUGUUUACCUUUUUUAUUAUUUGCUCCAAUAAUUGCAGAUAUUAUUUCUAUGUUGAGAAGAAAAAAGAAAGAUCCUAAAAAUCUAUAAGAAUUUGAAAUGGUUCCUUAGAAUAUGAAUAGUGAUUCAUCUAAUGAUGAUAUUAUAUCUGAAUAAUCAUAACAUUCAUCUUAUAUAGAUAUUAUUGUUGAACAUCUAAUAGAAACUUUAGAAUUUGCACUUGGAUGUAUCAGUAAUACUGCUAGUUAUUUGAGAUUAUGGGCAUUGUCUUUGGCUCAUUCUGAAUUAGCAAAAGUCCUUUUUGAUUUAACUUUAAAAGAUCCACUUGCUAACGCUAAUUUACUUGCUUCUCUUAUUGGAAUGCCUGUUUUUUUAUUGUCAACUAUUGGUAUUUUAUUAUGUAUGGAUUCAAUGGAAUGCUUUUUACAUGCUCUAAGACUACAUUGGGUUGAAUUUUAAAAUAAAUUUUAUAAAGGCAAUGGUUAUAAUUUUGAAGUUUUUUCAUAUAGAAAAGAAAUGUAAAAAUAUUAAGAGAAAAUGAAAACUUGA
Molecule: messenger RNA, 2557 nt
Organism: Paramecium pentaurelia
Lineage: Eukaryota; Ciliophora; Oligohymenophorea; Peniculida; Parameciidae
Source: the annotation of a GenBank genome assembly